This is a messenger RNA of Aspergillus novofumigatus IBT 16806, 479 nucleotides long. RefSeq lists its product as uncharacterized. NCBI's taxonomy places the organism in Eukaryota, Fungi, Ascomycota, Eurotiomycetes, Eurotiales, Aspergillaceae. The record is from RefSeq and is a predicted model, not a curated record. Bases 249 to 479 code for a protein of 76 amino acids. The transcript has 3 exons.
AUAAGAAUGAUAAUGCACAAAGUGACUCGGCUUUAUCAUCAUCAUCAUCAUCAUCAUCAUCAUCAUCAUCAUCAACACCCUCAGUAUCACCACUAAGUGGCACCGAUACUACAACUCCCUCCUCCUCCACCACCAAUACCACCAUCGCCAACCCGACAUCUACUACGACGAAUCCUCCCCCUUCCACUACGACGGACAGCAAUAACCAGUCAGCGAAUAAUGGGAACACCAAUUUAGCCACCUUUGACAUGUACGAAACCGACAGCUGCGGCGGCACAGACGAUUCUUUUGCCAUUACUAGCACGGGCUCCCAACGAUGCGUCCCCGUUCCCUCGAACAAGAGAUCCAUUCGAGUGCUUGAUAACAGUAGCUGUAUCAUCACGACAUGGAGCGGGGGCGAAUGCAGGGGGUUGAAUUUCAGAGUUCCCGACACGAAUUGUCACAAUGUAUUGUAUGCCGCUGUGUCUGUAUACUGCUAG